Messenger RNA from Penicillium maclennaniae, 1692 nucleotides. Its product is annotated as hexokinase family protein. Gene Ontology annotation, molecular function: D-glucose binding; ATP binding; fructokinase activity. Gene Ontology annotation, cellular component: mitochondrion; cytosol. NCBI's taxonomy places the organism in Eukaryota, Fungi, Ascomycota, Eurotiomycetes, Eurotiales, Aspergillaceae. The record is from RefSeq and is a predicted model, not a curated record. Gene Ontology annotation, biological process: intracellular glucose homeostasis; glycolytic process; glucose 6-phosphate metabolic process. The coding region runs from base 1 to 1692 and encodes 563 amino acids. The transcript has 2 exons.
AUGAACAGACCAGAUCCGGCGCUGCAGGGAUUCCUGCAGCCGCUCAAGAUCGAUAAUGAUACGCUUUAUCGCCUGUCCUAUCGCCUGUCCCAUACAUAUCGCGAGCUGGCUGCGGGGUCCUCGGAUCAGUUCUUCCCUACGGCCACCACUCGUCUGCCUACCGGGCAUGAGAAGGGUCGUUAUCUCGCAGUCUACUUGGGGCUGUACUACCUCCGAAUUGCGUUCAUCGAUCUCCUAGGCGAAGAGCAGAUGGGAAAGCCGUCCCAUGUCCGGCGAACACUCGAAAAAGCAUGGCCAAUUGAGGACCGUCUGCGACGAGACCAGGCGAAUUCACUUUUCUCUUGGAUUGGAGAUUGUAUUGCUGAAGUCAUUCACGAUGACCUUGCCAACUCGAAAGAGGAUGCACCUUCAGAGGUGGCGAUGGGCAUUUCCUUCUGCUUCCCGAUCAAACAAAAAUUCAUGAAUGAGGCCAUCCUCAUGCCCACUGGCAAAGGCUUUGCUCUAGGUUCGUCGCUUAACCUCCAUCAGGCCCUGCUCGAUGGCUACGAAUGUCAUACGCGGCGGUCGGAUGAGGACCCUGCCGAAGUGCCAGCCAAGCGACAGAAGCAAUACUGUUUACCAAAAUUGAAAAUUAACGUCAUGACUAACGACACAAUUUCCACGUUCGCUUCGCUGGCCUAUUCCAUCCGUGCACUACCCAACACUCGCGUGGUCAUGGGCCUCAUUGUAGGCGCAGGCUGCAAUUCCGCUGUACCCAUGAAACUUUCCGAUCUACAAGAGUCCAAGAUCCAACAUAUUCGCGAAAAAGAUCCCGAUGCAGUUGAGUCAAUUGUCUCAACAGAGUGGACCCUUCGCGGCGCGACAGCCCCUCUGCAAGAACUAAGCAUCAUGACGAAGUGGGACAAUGCUUUGGAGGCGAAAUCUAAUCGCCCCGGAUUCCAGCCACUCGAGUAUAUGGUCGGAGGUCGCUACAUUGGCGAGCUUGUCCGGAUUAUCUGCUAUGACUGGUUCAACGGGAUGAAGAAAGUGUCACGAUCGUCAUUACCCUUGAAAUUGGUCGAGGAAUACACUUUGACAACAGACUUCCUCUCGUUCGUGGUAGCUCCGAGCUAUUCAGACGAGAGACUGGCGAAGGAGCUGGACGAACAGCUUCCGGCCCCAGCUGGGAGUGACUGGAAGUGGACACCCGAAUAUGCAGGACAUUUUCGAUGCGUCGCCGCGGCCGUGCAGGACCGGUCCGCUGCUUUAAUUGCUGCCGCAACUGUUGGUCUUCUCGCUUGUACGCGAGAAAUCAAGCUGCAAAACACCGAACUCUUGAACUCAAAUACACCCAUCGCCCAAACACUCACGGAGCCGACUCCAGAACGCAAAAUGCCAGAAUUCGGAUCAACGAAGCCAGGCUGGCAGAAGGGACCCGAAGAAUUGGUCGUCGCGGUCUCUGGCGGAGUCAUUACGCAUUACCCACAUUAUAAGGAGACGAUCCAGCGAUUCAUCGACCGACUCAUCAUUAGCGCUGGAACGCAGAGUGAAGGGAAGAGUAUUUUCCUCCGAGAGGCCACCGACGGAGGCAUUAUUGGCGUCGGCGUCUUGGCGGGGACUGUUGCUGGAAGCAUCGAAGGUAUCAUUGGAUCUACGCUAGAGGAAGAGCGAAAGUCCGAUGAGAACCAUCGAGAGUCGGUGAUUCCAUCGUAG